Messenger RNA from Ostrea edulis (European flat oyster), 701 nucleotides. RefSeq names its product NTR domain-containing protein-like. The coding region runs from base 98 to 547 and encodes 149 amino acids. Gene Ontology annotation, cellular component: extracellular matrix. Lineage: Eukaryota; Metazoa; Mollusca; Bivalvia; Ostreida; Ostreidae. The transcript is spliced from 4 exons. Gene Ontology annotation, biological process: negative regulation of membrane protein ectodomain proteolysis; negative regulation of endopeptidase activity. Gene Ontology annotation, molecular function: protease binding; metalloendopeptidase inhibitor activity. The record is from RefSeq and is a predicted model, not a curated record.
CCGAAAGAGAAUUCACGGAUGAAAUUUCCCAAAAAUAUUGAGAUAAAUUGAGUAGUUUGUAAAUAUUGUGUCAUUGUUCACAGGGUAUUUAUUGAAGAUGGAGAGGAGCAUUAAACUGAUAUUUCUGGCUGUGGGAUUUCUGGCUGGUUGUUUUGGAUAUACCCACGCGUGUUCUUGUGGCCAAUGGCCAGAAAAUGGUUGCCAAUCCGAUUACUCUCUUCGUGGCGUGGUACUAACCGUGCGGAAUGUAAACGGACCAUUUGUACAGGAAAGGGAAUAUUUGGUCUAUGUACAGCGGUAUUACAAGGCGAUCCCGCGGAGACGUAGGUUUGUACGGAUCCGGUCAGCAAGGCACAGCGCUACGUGCGGUGUGCAAUUACAAAGAGGGCGGCGAUAUGUAAUAUCUGGUAGUGUGGAUGGACGUCGACUGAGGACAAACCUUUGUGCAUACACAAAAGCAUGGGACAGCAUUCCUUACUGGCAACAACAAAAUCUGUACUGUGGCCCUGGUGCAUUGGAUCUUCCCUUGUUGGCUCCCUCGACAUAAGGAUGAUCCUAUAAUCUACAAUUCACAGUGUAUAUAGCUAUAUUUGAUACUGCUACCGACAAUUUGAUAUGCGGUAUAUGAGUGUUCUUAAUUUUUGUUUUAUAACGUUCACUGAGUAAACGUGUGCUAAUAAAUAUUUUUGAUAAUAGCUUAA